ACCAACACUCCUUAGCUCAAGCUCAGCCUGCUCUCACACUCCAUAGAUCGACCUCGGCCCACCGUACGUAAGCUCGAGCCAGCACCGACCACCUGCAGUACCAAUGGACAUGACCGGCUCCGACCAGCAGCGGAGCUCCCCGUCCUCGCCGUCGUCCUCCUCGCACCUGAAGCGUCCUGCCGGGCGUACCAAGUUCAAGGAGACGCGCCACCCGGUGUACCGCGGCGUGCGGCGCCGCGGCAGCGCCGGCCGGUGGGUGUGCGAGGUGCGCGUCCCCGGCAAGCGCGGCGAGCGGCUCUGGCUCGGCACGCACCUCACUGCCGAGGCGGCCGCGCGAGCGCACGACGCCGCCAUGCUCGGCCUGAUCGGCCCCUCCACCCCGUGUCUCAACUUCGUCGACUCCGCUUGGCUCCUCGCCGUGCCGUCCGCGCUCUCCGACUUUGCAGACGUCCGGCGCGCGGCUCUCAGCGCUGUCGCGGACUUCCAACGCCGGGAGGCCACCAGCGGCGCCGCCACCACGUCCCUGGCCGCCACCGUCCCCGUCGAUGACGGAAGCUGUAGCCAAUCCGCGCAGUCGUCCAUGGAAAAUACCGGCUCGUCGUGGACGUCGUCCCUACCUUCUGGCGACGGAAUGUUUGCGGUGCCGGCCACACUGGGCUGCAACAUGUUCGAGCUGGAUAUGUCCGGGGAAAUGGACCUGGACACAUACUAUGCGUACUUCGCGGAGGGGCUUCUCCUCGAGCCGCCGCAACCGCCGGUCGCCGGCGCGUGCUGGGACACCGAAGGCGGCGGAGCAGACGCCGCGCUCUGGAGCUACUAAAACACUCCAGCCAGCUGCUUUGACUCUAUGCAUGGAACAAACCGAAGCUGUUCCCUGUCAGCAUAAUAAAAUUGUGGAACUUAAACCCAUCAAAUCCUGUGACAUAACUGCAAACAGACGGAGUUCUAAGCUGCGCAGAAGAACAAAAAAACGACACACGAAAGGACAUCGCUGCUUGAUGAAUAAAAAUUCACAGAAGAUCCUAGACUGGUGGGAAAAGGAUACCAAAAAAGGGUACUAUCGCUUCAUGUGUCGUGACUAUAACAGGUAAUCACACGAGAAAAAACAUCAAUUUGUUAAUCAGAGAGACGUGGUCCAUGUACGCCAAUUGAUUCGGAAGAUGUGGCCUAGGCAGCGCCCAGGUCAGCUGGUUAAAGCCGCUGGAUCCCUGGGAUCUUUUUCUAGUCCGCAUGGCCACGCGAGCUGACGCGGCGCCGCUGCCCGUGCUAGCUCCGCGCCUCCCUUCCUUUCCGAAUCGCGUGGCCAACAUGAAAGAUGCAUAUAGGUGAUGUGUCACGAACCUUUUUCCUCUUGGAGCAUAUAUUUAUAGAUCUAGAGUAACUGUGGAAAUGACUAGUGUGCUGCAAUAAUUGUGCAGAACUUGCAAUUAUUGUGGAUACAGUGCAAGGCUUUGUUUUGCCUUUGUGGUGAACUGGUGGUAAAUGGGUUGUAUCAUGUUCCUCGUUACGAACACAUAUUCAUGGGUUGAUGUCAAACAUAAAAGAAAAAACGCCAAAUUUCAUGGGU
Molecule: messenger RNA, 1567 nt
Organism: Triticum aestivum (bread wheat)
Lineage: Eukaryota; Viridiplantae; Streptophyta; Magnoliopsida; Poales; Poaceae
Product: dehydration-responsive element-binding protein 1H
Exons: 1
Coding region: 104-820 (238 amino acids)
Biological process (GO): regulation of DNA-templated transcription
Molecular function (GO): DNA binding; DNA-binding transcription factor activity
Source: RefSeq, a predicted model, not a curated record